This is a messenger RNA of Ceratosolen solmsi marchali, 911 nucleotides long. Its product is annotated as parkin coregulated gene protein homolog. Bases 159 to 911 code for a protein of 250 amino acids. Gene Ontology annotation, molecular function: Hsp70 protein binding; Hsp90 protein binding. The record is from RefSeq and is a predicted model, not a curated record. The transcript has 4 exons. NCBI's taxonomy places the organism in Eukaryota, Metazoa, Arthropoda, Insecta, Hymenoptera, Agaonidae.
CCCAACUUCUGGACAAAUCGAUUACUCAAUAGUUUCAUCAAUAGUGUAACACGUGUUUGGGUCGCCUAGGGAUUGCAGUUGCUAGGAUACACAAUAACUCGAGCCCCCCGUUGAAGAGGGCCAACAAUGGUCAACUAGAAAGAUUAAAAGUGAACAAGAUGGUGAACCGAGGUGAGUUUUGGAGUGAGGUGCGCCGUAAGAAAUGCGGGCGCGAAAAGAAAGCCUUGCGAAUCGUACCUGCAUUCACUAUCCAGGCGCUCCAGGCUAAUACGGUGGUAGCUUCGCCACCGAGAAUCAGCUUGUUCAAAGAGCGUCCGGCGAAAAUAUCGGUAUUUCGCAAGUACUAUGAACGUGGAAUGUUCCCGUUGACGCUGGAAGUCGAUGGGGGCGCAGGUCUGCACGUCACAUGGAAACUUAGUUCCGGCAAACUCGGCAUGGAAAAGCUCGACUACAAAUACUAUCUCCCACUAUUCUUUGACGGCCUGACUGAGAACCGACAACCUUAUAGCUUCAUCGUCGAGCAAAGUAUCACGGAUAUGCUCGAGGUGGGCAGCGUCAAAGUCCUGCCGGUCAUUCCCUACCUCAUCAAGCCGAUAAAAAAAUCUCUCGACACGAAAAUUCCUGAAGUUAUUUGUAGAACAUGUAGAAUUUUGCAACGGUUAGUUCGCUGUGGACCUUGCAUUGGUGAAGCUUUGGUACCAUAUUUUCGACAAAUUUUACCGAUAUUUAAUCUAUUUAAGGAAAAAAAAGUUAAUUUAGGUGAAGCAAUAGAUUAUUCUCAGCAACGUGGAGAUAAUGUACCUGAUUUAAUUCAAGAAACAUUGGAAAUAUUUGAACAAUAUGGCGGAGAAGAUGCCUUUAUAAAUAUAAAGUACAUAAUUCCAACUUACGAAUCCUGCAUAAAUAAUUAA